AGUGCCGUACACUCCAGCAGCCAGCCUGAACCGUCCCUCUCCCUCUUUGGUUCGCACUACCUGUCCAGUGCACAAACCAAUGCAAAGCAGGCAUUUUCACCCCACAAGGACACCGCUUCGAGCCAAAACCACGAGAUCCAAGAUGUUGAACGAACGCAGUCCCAGUUUGCAAAGCUCACUCCUGGAAUUCCUCUUCCAGGAGGUAACAGGCUGCUGCCUUUAAACACACACACACACACACACACACACACUCAAAAACCCCAAACCUUGCGCGAAAGAAGUACAAAAAAAAGAGAAAUGGAUGGCCUUUUCCUGGCGAUGUGGAAUGUACCUGCACCGCUGAAUAACUCUGCAAUGCAACUUCUUACAGCGUUCUGGUUUGUUCAUAUUCUACAGAUUUUGCACUUCUGCUGCGCGUCUCCUGAAAACCCGGGGUCUCCACAAAACCCUGAGAACACUGGAAUAAGCGAUGACUAUAUCUUGGUGACACCUGUUAAAGUUGAUCUGGGUGGAGGUUCUGUGCAGAGUUUCAGAGACAAACGCUCAGCGCCUGUGGAUUCCCUACAUUACAAACUCUCCUUCUCUGACCAGGAGCUGCACCUCGACUUAAGAGCCUCGAACCUCCUGGCGAAAGGUUUCACCGUGCACCUGCUGGGCCCCGAGGGUCUCACCGAGCAACUCCUCCCGGAGUCUCAAGCGAACUGCUUCUACCAGGGACACAUCAGGAACGACAGUGCUUCGUCGGUGGCCGUGUCUGCAUGCCAGGGCUUGUCAGGUUUAAUACGGAGCCAAGAAAAUGAAUACCUUAUAACUCCAUUACCUCAUCACCUGGCACUGAGACGCAACGACACCUCCUCUGCUGGUAAUCGACCUCAUGCACUCUUCAAGCGAUCGGUGGAGCACAGAAUGCAACAAUGGCCAGUGAGUAGCAGACAUCACCGCCAGCACCAUCUCCGCUCUUAUCCCCAACUACAAAAGCAUCAGCAGCACAAGAGAGAUCAGAAGCAACACUACUGUGGGCGACGAAAGAAAUAUAUGCCUCAACCUCCAGUCGAAGAUAUCCAUCUCUUGUCUGAUGAAUACAGCUCCAGAGGCAGACUGAAACGCACAGCCCUCGAUUCCCAGAAAUCCGGGGGGCUCACUGUUGAAACGCUGGUGGUGGCAGACAGGAAGAUGCUAGAGAAGCAUGGCAGAGACAAUAUCACAACCUAUAUCCUCACUGUUAUGAACAUGGUAUCCAGUAUUUUCAAAGAUGGCACCAUCGGAAGUGACAUAAAGAUUGUGGUGGUGAGCCUGUUACUUCUGGAGCAGGAUCCACCUGGGUUAGUGAUCAAUCACCAUGCAGACCAAUCAUUGAAUAGCUUCUGUCAAUGGCAGUCUGGCCUGAUGGAAAAGAAUGGAAAGCGGCACGAUCAUGCGGUAUUACUGACUGGACUGGACAUUUGCUCCUGGAAGAAUGAACCCUGUGAUACAUUGGGUUUUGCUCCAAUUAGUGGAAUGUGCAGCAAGUACCGAAGCUGUACCAUCAAUGAGGACACAGGCCUUGGCCUGGCUUUUACCAUUGCUCAUGAAUCUGGACAUAAUUUUGGCAUGAUUCAUGAUGGAGAAGGGAACCCGUGUCGGAAGACAGAAGGUAAUAUCAUGUCACCAACCCUGGCUGGGAACAAUGGCAUAUUCUCAUGGUCGGCAUGUAGUAGACAGUAUCUCAGCAGAUUCCUCAGUACGGCUCAGGCCUCCUGUCUGAUUGAUGAACCAAAUCAACUGCAUGAGUACCAGUACCCCAAAGGCCUGCCAGGGGAGCUAUAUGAUGCUGACACCCAGUGCAAGUGGCAGUUCGGAACGAAAGCCAAGCUGUGCUCCCUCGACUUUGUGAAGGAUAUUUGCAAAGCCCUUUGGUGCCAUAAGAGUGGGCACAGAUGUGAAACGAAGUUUAUGCCAGCUGCAGAGGGUACAGUUUGUGGACCCAACAAGUGGUGUCGGCGAGGUCAGUGCUUGAAGUACGGAGACGAAGGCCCCAAGCCUAUUAACGGUCAGUGGUCCAACUGGUCAGAGUGGUCAGAAUGCUCCCGGACCUGCGAUGGUGGGGUUAACUACAGGGAGAGACACUGCAACAGCCCAAAGCCUCAGUACGGGGGAAAGUUCUGCCAUGGCUCCAGCCGGCUCUAUCAGAUGUGCAACGUACAGGCCUGUCAACACAACGGCAUCCUGUUUCGAGACCAGCAAUGUGCUGAGUACAACAGCAAGCCCUUCAGGGGCUGGUACUACAAGUGGAAGCCCUACACAAAGGUCAAUGAUGAAGAUAUUUGCAAGUUGUAUUGCAUAGCUGAAGAUUUUGACUUCUUCUUUGCCAUGUCUAACAAAGUGAAAGAUGGAACUCGCUGUGUAGAGAGCAAAUUCGAUGUGUGCAUUGAUGGCAUUUGUGAGGCAGUGGGAUGUGACCAUGUUCUGGGCUCAAAGGCUGUUGUGGAUGCUUGUGGAGUAUGCAACGGAAAUAAUUCAACCUGCAAGUUCUUCAGAGGACAGUACCAUCAACAGCACCGGGCAAAUGAGUACUACCUUGUUGUCGCGGUACCAGCUGGGGCUCGGAGCAUUCAUGUGCAGGAGCUAGAGAUCUCAACAAGCUAUUUGGCGGUGCGCAGCCUGCAGGACAAAUACCAUCUAACAGGGGACUGGACAGUCGACUGGCCAGGGCAGUUCAACUUUGGGGGAGCUGUGUUCCGCUACCAGCGGUCGUUCAACACACCAGAGAGCCUGUACUCGGCAGGCCCGACUAAUGAGACACUCGCCUUUGAAAUCCUUUUACAAGGCAAAAAUCCAGGUAUUGCCUGGGAGUACACAUUGCCAAUUGCUGCUAAUGAAAGCAAGACCACUGUUCGGAAACACAACUACACCUGGGUGGUCAUGCGAUCAGGUUGCUCGGCAUCAUGUGCAGGAGGAAAAAUGGUGUCCACUGCAUAUUGUCUCCAGGACCACUUAAUUCAAGUCAACUCCACCUUGUGCCACGCACAGACAAGACCAGUCACAGGAUCAAUCACCUGCAAUACCCAGCCAUGCCCUGCGAGUUGGUCAGCCGGCAAGUGGAAUGAAUGCAGCAGGUCUUGUGGAGGAGGGAAGCAGACGCGACAGAUCCAGUGUUUCCGUAAGGUCGCUUUCCAACGGGACGAAGCAGUCCCAAACUCCAUGUGUCCCCCGGGGACACCUGCCCAGGUACAACCCUGCAACAUCCACGACUGCCCGGCUGAGUGGAGUACGGGAGCAUGGACACAGUGUUCCAAGACAUGUGGCAGAGGGAUGAGGAAACGCAUCAUCUACUGUAGAAGCACAACCCCCACGUCAAAGCCUCAUGCUGUACCAGAGAGCCUGUGCAAUCAGGAAGUGAAGCCGAAGAGUCAGGAGAUCUGUGUGCUCCGACGCUGCCCAAAGAAUGACAGACUGCGAUGGAUCACCUCACCUUGGACCAAGUGCUCAGUAUCCUGUGGCCUUGGCCUACAAAAGCGAGAGCUGAGGUGCAGUGAGAAAAUCCAGUCAGGAAAACACGUCGAGUUUCCUCAGAGACGAUGUCGUCACUUGCCCAAAGCCAAUGUCGAGCUUGAGCGUGCAUGUAACCUAGGAGACUGCCCAAAACGUUCCAUGGAUCAAAUACCCAACCAUGCUGGGUCAGCUUGGUAUGCAUCACCAUGGCAACAGUGCACAGUAACGUGCGGGGGAGGAGUGCAGAUGCGUACAGCGCAUUGCCUGAGGCAAGGCCGGCCUGCAGUGGGAUGUCUAGCACAUCAGAAACCAGCAGUGUCAAGAGCUUGUAAUACCAGUUUCUGUCCAUCUCCCAGGAAAGAUCUCAAGUGCGUUGACUUCUUCAGCUGGUGUCACCUGGUCCCACAACAUGGCGUCUGCGGUCACAGGUUCUACGGCAAACAGUGCUGUAAAUCCUGCAGCAAAACCAAUCGAUAGCAAUCGCUGCGGAAGCUGCCACUCUCUGAUUUCAGCCUUUGUCCUCAACCGCACCCACUCCCUCCCCUCCCGGACCCCUUAACAUCUCUUCUCCCUCCUCCACAUGUCGGCAUUAUUUAUUCGUCUCAGUCAAGACAUGCCGACCAACAUGCAUUGAUCGGGUCCAGCGAAUGGACAGAUGCUGCACUCUGUGCCCUCGAUAGAGGGGUGUCUGGCUGCUAGUCUGGGCAGUAGACUCGGUAGGACGGAGUCAUGGACAAGGUGCACAUGGCUUGAAGGACUCAUGAUUAGGAGAUGACUAGGUAAUCAUCUGGUGCUACACAGACUUUGAAAUAUUGCGGUGUUCACCAUCCAAAUCAACUUCACUCGAUGGGAGUUUUUUUUUUUACAUUUUAGUUUGAGGGCCCAGCUGGACAAAUUGAAUCAUCUUCAGAGCUGAGUAUCUGGUGAUUACCUGGGAACAUAAUAUAUAUUAUACAUAUAAAUAUUAAAAAUGUGCAUUACCUUUUUUAACAGAAGUAUUUAGAUUUUUUUUUCAUGGACUGCCAUUGUAUGUGCAUAUAAAACAAACCCUAAGGCAAGAGCCAGUGGACUGGAGAAGCUUGAUGAGAAAGAGUUACAAGACAAUGCACUUAUUGAUGGAAGGAACGUGGCUGUUUUCAUUGACAUAACAGCGGUAAUAUUAAGUCUUCAUGGUGCUAACCCCCAACAGGGAUCUCAGCUGGCCAGUCAAACUGUUACAAGCAACAUUACAAGCCUUGAUUUCCUAUAAUGUCGUAUCAGCCUCAUACUGCAAAUGUCUGUUUUGUUAAGAUGGGCAGAACACACUUGUCAGAUUGUCAGGGAUGAAGGGAAUGCAAGAAGAAAAGAAAAUAAUGAAAUAACCAAAGGAUACAAGUGCAGUUCUGCUGAUUUUCAUUUCAUGUUGACAGUGUCAUUGUUGCAUUUGUUUUUGGAAUUGGAUAGCACAGAUGAAAGCCAUUCAGCCCAUCAUAUCUGUUUUGGAUCAGUGAAAAAUGAUUUCACACCCCAUUAACGUGCCACAUUGGGUACAAUGAAUAAGUAUUUGGAGAUUAUGCACUUAACAUCUCUUAGAUGCCAAACCACAAAUGGAAAUUUAAAUGUGUGAAUGAGCUCGUGUAACAUUGGUGAAGCACACCCAGUUGCUGUCAUAUGGAUCGAGACUUCUUGUCCACUUUGUCUUCCAACUGAGAUUGAUGUGGAACACCCCAUGCUAACUCAGCAAGGGCUCAGGACUUCAACUGAUCCUGAGGGAUAUGACACGUUCCACAGAGAGAAACUUGACAAAGACUCUUGCCUGUCCAACUGUCAUUCAAAACAGUAUCAAAUGACUUCUGCCGGUUUUCUCAAAACACAGUGACUCCAAACUCAUGCACACACAACCAUCCAGUAAAACAUCAUGAAUAAGAAUUACAACAUUUAGAGGCAUGCGGAUGGGUAUAUGAAUAGGAAGGGUUUAGAAGGAUACAGGCCAAAUGCUGGCAAAUGGGGCUAAACUAAUUUAGGAUAUCUGGUCAGCAUGGACAUGUUGGUCCAAAGGAUCUGUUUUGAUGCUGUAAAACUCAAUGUCUCCAUUUUUUUCCCAAUGUUAAAGGACUCUCUACGAUUUCCAGGAUUCAGAUAUGGUCCUAGAGGUUUCAUCAGAAGACCUCCUGCCUCAACUGCCAGGGAUGGGAUUGGGAAUAAAUGUUGUCCCAACUGGUGAUGUCCUUAUCUUAUGAACACACGUCAAAAUAAAGCCUGCUCUCAUCCCUGAUUGGCGACCCAGUAUAUUCAGCCUCAAAAUACAUGACCUUCUCACAGCCAACUGAAAAUUAGAGACCCAUUAUCACCCAAAUUAUUAUCUACCCUUUCUUCCAUCUCUAUUUUGAUCACAAAAUAGAAAGUAUUCAAAGAAAUAUUGAAAAGCUUUCAAUGUUGCAGUACUGAUUCUCCCUGAUUAUCUCAAAGCUGUCUCAGAAGUUAAUUGUCAGUGACUGGCCAUGUUGGCCUAACAUUGGUGACCACUGGAUUAAUCCAAUGACACUAAAGGACAGGGAGAUGAAUUUAUUGUUGUGGAGUAGGCCAGGAAAUGGGUGGAAUUUCCUGCUGUCUUGUUCAGACCAGUUUUCUUCAAUAAAAUUACCUACAGAGAGAGUGCCAUCUCCUUGAUCCAUUAGUGUGUGGCAGGCAUUGACACUUGGUACUGGAGCAUUUGAAAUGGUUUGAGAGCAUAAAAGGUGAUAGUAUAUAUCAUUUUCCCUUCUCCUAGCUAUCACAUUUGUAUUGGAAUUUCCAACAAGAAAUUAAAACAAGGCCUUGUGCACAAGCUUUCUCCUAACCAUUGACCUGCUGUUAUUCCUUUCCGCUCAUGCCUUGGUAGCUUUCCAUUAAACGUAUCUAUCUACUUGGCUCAACUAUUAUAUUCUCACCAGUCUCUGGAUGAUAAUAUUUCUCCUGUAUUCCAGAUUGGAUUUAUUGCUUUCUAUUUUAUGAUCCCUCCUAAGUGGAAACAUUUUCUCAACAUCCACUCUGUCAAGCAUUAACAUAGUUUUAAAAGCCACAAUUCAAUUACGAACCCCAUUCCCGCCCCACCUCCACCCAAUUAGCCCCCACCACUCUUCUCUAGAUCUCCAGCUUGUUCACUUAAUUCCCUUGACAAUGACUGUUGUUCCAUUCAGAUCUAUUUAAAACACACAUCCAGGGGCUACAAAGCUGUGCAUCAUCACAAUUACAACCCCCAAUGGAUACGGACAGACUGCUUUGACUCGUCCUCAUUGAGAAGUCACUCCAGACUGGAGUCAUUAACUCUGUCUCCACUCCACAGAUGCUGCCUGAUCUGCUGAGUUUCCCCAGUGCCUUCUCAUUUUAUUUCAGAUCUCUGGCAUCCAGUAUUUCGCUUUUAACUGGUCUUCAUCCAAGUGCGUUUUCUUAGAAAACGGCAGCAUGAGACACAAAUGCCUUAAUUCCAUUUAUUCUUCCAAAUGUAUUGGACCUUAAAGCAGGAUUAAAUUCCUGUUGUGCUAAAUCUGGACAGGAUCAAUCUUUUUGACAUUGGGGGCUGUUAUUUUUAAUCUCACCAAGGUUAUAAUUGAGCAUUGGAUUGAAACUAGUUCAGUUUACUUCUGCCCGUCAUUCCCCUGACAGUAAUGUAUGUAUUUUACAUCUGAUUGUCUGGUUACAAGGUUAAAAAUUACCUUUCUAAACAAAAUAAUUUGUUUAUUGUUAACCCCUUUGUACAUUCUUUUUAAUUUAUUAAUAAAUUCAUGUAGUGAAUUUCUCUAUGUUUAAGCCAAGCAGGAACACAAAAUUAUUGUAUUGAUUGCAAUAUGUUGC
Molecule: messenger RNA, 7284 nt
Organism: Stegostoma tigrinum
Lineage: Eukaryota; Metazoa; Chordata; Chondrichthyes; Orectolobiformes; Stegostomatidae
Gene: adamts18
Product: ADAM metallopeptidase with thrombospondin type 1 motif, 18
Exons: 23
Coding region: 298-3948 (1216 amino acids)
Biological process (GO): extracellular matrix organization; proteolysis
Cellular component (GO): extracellular matrix
Molecular function (GO): metalloendopeptidase activity
Source: RefSeq, a predicted model, not a curated record